Molecule: messenger RNA, 1944 nt
Organism: Caenorhabditis briggsae
Lineage: Eukaryota; Metazoa; Nematoda; Chromadorea; Rhabditida; Rhabditidae
Exons: 11
Coding region: 1-1944 (647 amino acids)
Source: RefSeq, a predicted model, not a curated record
AUGAAAAUUUUGAUAUUUUUCUUUUUCUUAAAAUUCAAUGUUGUUUUCCCCGAAAACAUAUUUUUUCAAUCCAAAUGUAAUUCGAAAUGCAUUUUUGAUUUGGAUCGUUUGGAUUCGGAAAAUUCCAAAAAUUUCCCAUCGAACUGUUCAACUAUUUGUGCAUAUCUUAUAAUAGAUGGAAACUCGAAUUUGUCUGAAAAAGAGCUGAAAAUAAUUUUCCAAAAUGUCAAAAUUCUAUACGGAUCUUUGAAAGUUUAUGAAACCAAUUUAAAAGAUCUCAAAUUUUUUGCUGGAAUGCAAAAAAUUGAAUGCGAAUUCAGUACGCCUAUAGCUAUUGAAAGAAAUAAAGAAAUAAUUGAAAUUGGAAUGACCAAUCUAACGGACACAAAUUGUGGGAUAAGAAUUUAUGAUUGUGAAAAACUGGAAACUUUGAACAUCCCAAAUUUGAAAAAUUUCUACAUUACCCAUCCGCUGUCCAUAUUACCAAAUGUUACAGUAACUUUGGUAUCACAAAGUUUUUGUGUAACUGUACAAGAAAUGUCCAAUUUUAUAAGCAGCGAUUAUUAUGAAAUUGGAAGAUUCAUCGAAAAUUUUUGCCCAAUUUCGGAUAAUCUGUAUUUAGAAAAUCAGAAAGUUUGUGAAAUACAAAAUUUCUCAGUAUCGAAUUUUGAUACAUCCUGUUCAAGAAUUAUUGGAGAUGUUAAAGUCAAAAACGGAGAUGAGCCAUAUGUUUAUAAAUUGAGAAAUUUUUCAUGGAUUUAUGGAAGUAUUUCUAUAGCUCACACAAAUUUGGAAGUUAUCGAUUUUUUCGAUAAUUUAGAAUAUGUAGUUCGUUCACCUAACAAUAUAGAGAUUACCGUUGAGUUUAACAAAAAUUUAGUCAGUGCUGAAUUUCCAAGUUUGAAAAAAGCCGGAAAGAUCUAUUUCUUGGAUAAUGAAAAUUUCGUUAUCGACCCAAAUCUUUGUUUUGGAGUCAUGAAUGGAUUGAAUAUUACAAAAGUAAGAGGUAUACGUUUUGAAGAUGAUAAUUGUGAAGUUGACACAUUUGUAGUUAUUAAAAAAAAUGAAGAAAUGACUGAAAUUGGAAUGACCAACUUUACGGAUACAAAUUGUGGAAUAGGAAUUGAACGUUGUGAAAAACUGGAAAAUUUGAACAUGCCAAACUUAAAAAAUUUCUACAUUUCUGAUACACAAUCCGAAUUACCAAAUAUCAAUAUAAGUGUCAUGCCAUUACAAAAUUUUUGUGUAACUGUACAAGAAAUGUCCAAUUUUAUGAGCAGCGAUUACUGUAAAGUUGGAGUUUUAAUUGAAAAAAUUUGUCCGAUUACGGAUGAUGUGUAUAUAGAAAAUCAGAAAGUUUGUGAAAUUCAAAACUUCUCAAUGUCAAACUUCGAUCCGUCUUGUUCAAGAAUUAUCGGAAAUAUUAAAGUCAAAAAUGGAGAUGAGGAAUAUGUUUAUAAAUUGAGAAAUGUGUCAUGGAUUUUCGGAAGUAUUUUCAUAGCUCACACAAAUUUGGAAGUUAUCGAUUUUUUCGAUAAUUUGGAAUAUGUGGUUUUUUCUGAUGGUUCUACUGGCAUUACUGUUCAGUAUAACAAAAACUUAAUCAGUGGCGAAUUUCCGAAAUUGAAGAAAUCCCUAGAUAUCCAUUUUUCUAAUAACGAAAACUUUGUUUUCGAUGAAACUCUUUGUUUUGGAAUCACGAAUGGAUUGAAUGUUACAGAAAUAAGAGGGAUAUUUUUCAACGGCGAGAACUGUUAUACUAUUGUUCAAAAAAUGUUGGAAGGCAAUACGGGACCCAAACUGUUCGAUAUAUUCUCAAUUCUUGUUUUUAAUGACUUUCCAACAACUGCCAAGUUCGAUAUGACUUAUAUGUGUGUCCCCGCAGAAGCUCCGCCUCGCCACCGUAUCACCCUUGUAGAACGGGACACAGUCCACGUCCCAUAA